AUGCUGUCCCUGGCGAUCCAGUCCUUACUGUACGAGGCAGACGCCCAUGCGGCUAAUCCGGCCCUGCAGCGUCGCUCGUCCUCCUCGAGUACCCAGGGCGAGGCUGUUAUGAGCCCACUGCCGAGUUUGCAGACCAAGGGCUUGAUCGUUAUCUCGGCGCUGGCCACCGUCUCACUCAUUUGUACUCUUUCCUUGUUGACUUUCUUUACCUAUCGUUUUAUUUUCUGGAAACGCCACUACAAACGUUAUAUCGGUUACAACCAAUAUGUCGUGCUCAUGUUUAACCUCAUUCUGGCUGACUUCAUCCAAAGUCUGGGCUUUAUCAUCAGUUUGCGAUGGAUCCAGACCAACUCGGUGACGGCCGCAGACCCUGCAUGCUUCUUGCAGGGCAUCUGGCUGCAGAUUGGUGAUCCCAUGAGUGGUCUGUUCGUGCUCGCCAUUGCUGCGCACACUUUCAUGCACGUCACCUUGGGCUACCAGAUAUCACACCGUCUUUUUGUUUCCAUCAUUUGUGGGCUCUGGCUCUUUGGGGUUAUAACGACUGUCAUUCCGAUCGCAGCACACGGUCGGUACGUCUGGUAUCCGGCUGUAGCCUGGUGCUGGAUGACCCCCAAGUACGAGUCGAUGCGUCUGUGGACUCACUACUUUUGGAUUUUCGCCUCGGAGUUCUUCACCGUCGUCCUGUACGCGAUCAUGUUCCUGCAACUGCGCAAGAGGAUCGCCGAGUCAGCCAUUCUGGGCGAGCACAACUCCGAAAGUCUGACCCGACUCAAGCGUGUCAUUUUCCACAUGGCGUUAUACCCCGUAGUGUAUAUCUGCCUUACCUUACCUCUUGCCGCAGGUCGAAUGGCUUCUGCCAGUGGCCAUUCCCCUAGCGUUCUCUACUUCUGCUUUGCCGGAUCCUUCAUGACUCUGUGUGGCUUCUGUGAUUCCCUCAUGUACACACUGAGUCGCCGCAGUGUGGUGCUGGAGCCCGAAGCCAGGAUCCAUGGCAGCAGCAACAACAAAUACUCCAGCCGACCGAACAAAUCCUCGGUCGCACACCACUACGGCAACAGUAUCGAUGGCAAGGGACCGACCAACACCACGAUUGCGCGCGGCCGCAGCGAUUCCACCGAGGAGAUGAUCGGCAAGGAUGGGUUGGAGCUGGCCCCGAUGGGAGUGGUGCUGCAGCACACGACGAUCGAGGUCACCCAUGAGGCGGCCUAUGACUCUGCAUCAAGCAAUCUAAGUGGCCAACGCGAGCGAAGCAGCAUCUACCAUUAG
Aspergillus eucalypticola CBS 122712 is the source of this 1266-nucleotide messenger RNA. RefSeq lists its product as uncharacterized. Gene Ontology annotation, molecular function: G protein-coupled receptor activity. Gene Ontology annotation, biological process: adenylate cyclase-activating G protein-coupled receptor signaling pathway. Gene Ontology annotation, cellular component: plasma membrane. NCBI's taxonomy places the organism in Eukaryota, Fungi, Ascomycota, Eurotiomycetes, Eurotiales, Aspergillaceae. The transcript has 2 exons. Bases 1 to 1266 code for a protein of 421 amino acids. The record is from RefSeq and is a predicted model, not a curated record.